Molecule: messenger RNA, 905 nt
Organism: Ylistrum balloti
Lineage: Eukaryota; Metazoa; Mollusca; Bivalvia; Pectinida; Pectinidae
Exons: 3
Coding region: 1-753 (250 amino acids)
Cellular component (GO): plasma membrane
Source: RefSeq, a predicted model, not a curated record
AUGAUGAAAUGGAUGCGAGGUAUGGUGACGAGAUCGUUACAGUGUGGUCAUCUGAGACUGUGGAAGAUGUUCUGCAACAACCCCGUUACGAACGAGGACUUAAUAGCGGCUCAUACAAUUUGGGACUAUAUGAAACUAAAUCACACUCUCAAUAAGAGUGAUAUCAUACUUGUUUUGGGAAACCAUGACAAGAGGACAGCUGAUUAUGCAUCUGACCUCUACCUGAAUGGAAACGCAGACUGGCUCAUGUUUUCGGGAAAAGUCGGCGUUCUCACACAAGGUAAAUGGAGGAAGACAGAAGCGGAGAUAUUUAGAGAUAUAGCGUUGUCUAAAGGCGUCCCAAAAGACCGCAUUCUUCUGGAAUUACAAGCCACAAAUACUGGAGAAAACGUUACAUUCUCAUACGAUGUGUUGGAGGCUAACAACCUACUGGACAGUCUAAGGAGUAUGAUUUUAGUUCAAAUGCCACACAUGGAAAGACGAGUGUAUGCUACGUUUAUGAAACAAUGGCCAGGGGAUCCGACGAAGAUAAACCUCACAGUGGCGUCACCGCCAAUACCGUUAUGUAAAUACCCGAAUCCUGACGUCGGGUCGCUCAAAUUUGUGAUAACUGUGAUGAUGGGGUGUCUUUAUAGGAUAAAAGUUUAUCCGGAUGCAGGAUAUCAGAUUUAUCAGUAUAUACCAGGUGAUGUAUGGGACAGCUACCUUAGACUUCUCCGUUCAGGUAAAUACAGUGGACACAUACCUGGAUGACCUAAAACAAUAAGAGCUAAAUGCUGACAUUUGUUUUGGCGACGAGAGGUAAUUACAGCCGACACCUAACUCAGCAGACUCGACUUGUAUCCUCUGAGAACGACUUAUUUCAACGACGCAGAAGAAAUUUCAGCAUAAACCAACUUUCUUUA